Messenger RNA from Syzygium oleosum, 969 nucleotides. RefSeq lists its product as uncharacterized. The transcript has a single exon. Lineage: Eukaryota; Viridiplantae; Streptophyta; Magnoliopsida; Myrtales; Myrtaceae. The coding region runs from base 1 to 969 and encodes 322 amino acids. The record is from RefSeq and is a predicted model, not a curated record.
AUGGAGGCAAGCCAUGGAACGAGUGAAGAGUUCACUGGAUUGUCGUGGGAAGUUGCUGCAUCUAGUGAAUCAGAUGAUGAUGGUGUGGCAAUUGUAAAUUUCCCAAGUGAUGAUGACGAUGAGGAACUUGCACAGUUAAUGCAAAAGCAAAGUGAAUUUGGAAAAAAAUCAAUAGCUGCACUUGGAGGAUUGCGUGAAGCUGAACCAAGACAUAGCACUGAUGGAGCUCCAGCUGAAGGUAACGACACUUAUUAUGAAGAAAGUGGCUCUGAUGAACAAAAUGAUAGUUCUAAAAAUCAGCAUGAAGAUGAUGAUCCCGUUGUGCACAGAAGGAAACGUAAGUAUCCGUUCUAUGAUCCUAGCUCUUCUUCUUCUGUGUUGACUGUAGGUAAGAAAUUUUUUGAUGCCAAGCAGUUCAAAGAAGGGAUUAUCAAGUAUUCAAUAGCUGAACAUAGGAGUCUUCAGUUCACUCAUAAUACGAAGGACUAUGUUAGAGCAAAGUGUUCUCAACCUAGUUGUUCGUGGAAGAUAUAUGGAGCACGUUCAAAGAGGGAUGGGUUAUUCCAAAUUAGGUCACUCCAGGAGGAACAUACUUGUUUCAUCAUGUUUGACAAUAAAAGGGUAACGAGUGCUUGGUUGUCGAAGCACUUCUUCAAUACCAUCAAAGUGAUGCCUGAUGUGAAGUGUCCUCAGCUGAAGCAAUUGGUGAGGGAGCAUGCAGGGAUUAAUGUGUCACUCAAUCAGUGCAAAAGAGCCAAGCAGAAGGUGAUGAAAAAACUUCUAGGGAGGUACAAGGAAGAAUAUGGUCAAAUUUGGGAAUAUGCCGGAGAAUGUAGGCUACAAAACCCGGCUAGUCGAGUUUAUGUUGAGGUUGUGGAGUGGCCACUGCCUAACCAUGGGACUAACUUUGACCGAAUUUAUAUUUGCUUUGAUGCAUGCAAGCAGGGAUUUGUUGCUGGUUGUAGAUGA